GAUUUGCUGAACAUGCAGUCUAUAGAUAGGAUAGUAGCUAGCUAAUGCAUGGUAUAGUUGUAACUCUAAAAGGGCAUUACAAUAUACGUACAGCGACCACCUAAAAUAGGGUUUGGGCGUGUAAGACCUAAGUGAACAUGUUUGAACACCUAAUUAGGUGAAGACCAAUAGACUGACAUCAUUUUCAAAUGGUAUAUAAGCUUGGUGUAAGAGAGGCAUGGAGGAGAGGUAGAGGAGAGAUGUACUUGCCAUCCACAGACUCUUCUUGUCCCAACACUCCCUCCCUCCAUCCUCAGGAAUGCAUAGGACAGAUGCCAUCAACUAAAUUCCUUUCCAAGGUUUUGUAAGACUUGUUUCGUAUUAUUUUUGUUAUCUUCUUUUUAUAUUCUUCUUCUAUUUUUGUUCGUAUUAAAUGUUUUACCUUUGUUUGCAUCUAAGUGACUCUGCCUAUUUUUGACGCACAUACAUUUAUAUGUGAUCCAAUUAUUUGAAGUUUGUAUUGGCCCUAUAUAUUUUCUUACAUAUCUGGCGUGCCAGCCCUGCGUAUUUUUUUCCUGACCUUUGCCCUCCAGCUUGCUCAGGGGGAAGGGCAGAUAUAUCUGUACACUUUUUGCAAACUGUCGGGAGAGAAUUAAGAAAAGAACCUAAGGAUACAGACUUUCAGAUUUUAUUGGAACCAAAAGUGCUAAAAGACGCUAUUGACGGCAGACGCAAGAAAGCCAUACAGCGUGAUACAACAGCCACUCAAGGAGAGUUCACUAAACAGGGAACACAGUUCUGCAAGAAAAUGGAGGAACAAAACUGUUUACUAUUGGACAAAGAACCUCCAAAGAAACGGCAAUAUAAGAAGCAUGACAUCAAGAUAGCGUGCUACAUAUUACUUCCAUGGUUGUUGGUGCUGAGUUUUUUGGUUGCUGUGUUGUUUGAACUAUACCAGAAGCCAAUUGGAAUGGAUGAUCCAACAAAGGAUUUACCACAGGAGACAUUGUUAUCACAUAAAAUAAGAGAAGUUCAGGUGGAUCGACUCCUGACAUCAGACAUUGAUACAUCAAGAGACAUUGUUGGACAAAUUAGAUUCGGUUAUGGCUCCAGAGAUCAACCUUGUUUGACUAUAUUUUUUGAGCAUACCUCAGAAAUCACGGUUCAUGCGAAAGUAGGACCAAAAGCCAAAUUCACACAGUCACAGGGGAAUUAUACCCAUAAUAAUAAGACAGGUGUUUGGGAAUGUCAUCCUACUGAGUCCAUGUGGUGGUCUAUAACAAUUAAGGGAGAAGAACAUGCACAAUGGACAGGUGAUGUUACCAAUGAGAUGUUAACAUCAGGGAAAAUGGGAAGAUCUAAGACAGAGAUUUGGUAUAAGACUCAGUCUUAUGGGAAAAUCUUAGAUCCUUCACUGCUUUCUAUAUCAGCAGGGGAUGAUGAUUGGACUAGGGUUUGGAACUUUCAGGUGGAAAGAGAGACAGCUUUGGUCAAAGUAUCUUUUGUGUUUACGGUAACUAAUUCUAUAGCACCUGAAGUUAGAGUAAAUCCCCGUAGUGUGAAAGUCCAAGAGGAAUUGGAACCUAUAGAACUACAAUGUGGGACAAGGUUACCAUUACCUCAGGAAGCAUCACUCGUUUGGUCAAAAGGGAAAACAUCUUUAGGAAGUUUUACGAAUAAUCCAACUCGUAUACUUCAUAAGGGUCAAAUGGGGGAUGUGCAUUGGAAUGCGUCUGCGGGAGGAGAGAAUCUGAAGAAACGUUAUUCUCUAGAAUGCGAAGUGAAUGUCCCUUUCACUGAAAAUGCAACAAACCGCCCAAAUCCGCAAUGCAAGAGCGCCACAAACCCCGCAGCACAUCGCAUAGCAGCGUCACAAAAUGCAAGCAAGCACCUAAUGUUUGUCUUCUGUGGUGAAGCUGUCGGCGCCAGCGUUUGGGUCACAUGA
Spea bombifrons (plains spadefoot toad) is the source of this 1924-nucleotide messenger RNA. RefSeq lists its product as uncharacterized. NCBI's taxonomy places the organism in Eukaryota, Metazoa, Chordata, Amphibia, Anura, Pelobatidae. The transcript is spliced from 3 exons. The coding region runs from base 788 to 1924 and encodes 378 amino acids. The record is from RefSeq and is a predicted model, not a curated record.